UAGACUGGUCUCCGACUGUUUGCCUUCAAACUUAUGGGAUCCACAUUAACUUAGUCUCUUGGGUUUAUGGACAAGAUUGAAUGUAUUUUCUAACGAUAUAGGCUGUGUACAGAAAGGCUGUGGUGAAAGGAAACAUUGGAGGAUGUCCCUUGUAGCUCACGCUCUAUGCGUGCUAAUUCUCUGCACCUCAGGUUUCUGCCACACACUCCUAAUUGUGGGUCCUUGUGAUGUCAACAGAGAGAAGGUUACAUUUGACUGUAGCAGACGAAAUAUCACAUCAGUACCACAACAUAUAUGGGCAAAUGUGACCAAGCUGGACCUCUCGGACAAUCACUUAAAUCUAUCUUAUCCUAAAAUCUUUAAGAAGCUGCAACAUUUUGACCACUUGAUCACACUCAACCUAUCAGGAAAUUAUCUCCCCCUACUGGUGAAGCAGCAUUACCGCCUUCCAUCUCUAGAAAUAUUGGAUCUCAGUGGAUGCAAGUUGGCUGCAGUACAGGCUGGUGCUCUGCUGAGCUUUCCCAGAUUACAAACACUUUUACUGGGAAACAACCAUUUGCAAACCCCUGUGUCUGCUAUACUCGGAGACCAUAGGUGGAUUCAGAUUGUAGAAGUCAGCAGUAAUCUUCCAGUAAAAACCAGAUCCAGAAAGCCAGAACAAACUGCAAACAGAGUUGAUGAGCAGAUGGCCCAGGGGAUCCAACUUGGUGGACAUACUCUUAACCUGAUCAACCAAAGUCCCUUCCAUCGUAAACUUCUAACAGACACCUCGGUGGACAACACUGGAACAAAUAGGACCAACAAAACACUUGGCACAGAUGUUUCUCCGAAAAGUUCUUCACACGACUGGCGAUACCUCGUAGGGGCUUUGGUAACUGCCCUCGGCGUCUCCAUCCUCAUUGCCGUGGCGGCAAAAUGUAAGAUUGUAUGCCGGUAUCUAGCCAGCUACAGACACUCGAGGUUAAACGAAACGGACGAAACAAGUCAGUGCGACCCUGCAAGCUUCGAGGUCGGAUUCUCAAGCCAGGCACACGAUGGUGAAAUAAUAGAAGACGAUGAUGACGGGUUCAUUGAAGACAACUACAUACAGGCAAGUGACAGGGAAAGAGCGGCAAGAGAGACAGAAAACUGGGAAGAUGAAGGGGAGGAAGAAGAGAUGGAGUUCACCAUCAGUUAGUCACGUAAAGCAACCCUCUCAGGCUGAGCAACCACGAGAGCGGCUAACCUAUACAGUUCUUACAAGGAUGGUACCGAGAGUUCUUAUAAACCAAGUUUAUUUACAUCAUUUUAAAAAAAGAAAACUGUUUUAAUAAGUGGUUUUCUCCAUAUUUAUGCCACGUAUUGUAUCUCGGAUGUUCACCCUAUGAAUAAUAAAUUAUAUUACAGCCUAUACAAUGAUUUGACUUUUUUCAAAAAAUUAAAGUCUC
Molecule: messenger RNA, 1427 nt
Organism: Electrophorus electricus (electric eel)
Lineage: Eukaryota; Metazoa; Chordata; Actinopteri; Gymnotiformes; Gymnotidae
Gene: c7h1orf210
Product: chromosome 7 C1orf210 homolog
Molecular function (GO): protein binding
Source: RefSeq, a predicted model, not a curated record